CCUCGGAGCAGCACCAAGCUUAGGGCAACGUCAUCGAGGCUACUGUAACAGAACAUAUGUAGUUCGUGUAACGGAACUAUCUACUUACCAAAGAGACACUAAAUAUUUGUUUCACGCACGGCUCAUAACAAUGCGUUUUUUAAACACUUCAACUAUUUUAUUAUUCAAGCUUUGCCGGCUGGCUCUUUUGUGAGUCUAACAUGAUGCAUUGCCUUGCCAUACAUCCGAGGAGAACUAGACAAUGCUUCCGCGACCCAACUUGAGCUUCACGCUCCCUAGCAUCCACGAUAAUAACAAACUCGACUGUCGCAUCUACCAUCCGGUACGCUCUAAUCAGCCACUUACACCCUCCGAUCCAUCAUGGCCUCGACAUGCUGCCGUGGUCGCCCACCCAUACGCACCACUCGGAGGAUCCUACGACGACCCUAUUGUGCUUCUUGUGACUAACACACUACUCCAUCUCGGUUUCGUGGUCGCGACAUUCAAUUUCAGGGGCGCCUCGUCCUCCAACGGUCGCACGUCGUGGACAUCAAAGCCUGAGCGAGCCGAUUACAUGUCCGUUGUCGGAUUUCUCGUUUAUUACCUGCACUAUUUAGGCGCCCCUCGGAACGAACUGCGCCCUAUCGAAGCAGAUGAAAACUCGACUCCAACUUUGUUACUUGCUGGAUAUUCAUACGGCGCCAUGGUGACGCUCCAACUCCCACCUCUCGAUUCCUACCUGUCUCACUUCGCCUCACCUGCCACACACACCGCCUUCGCAGACAUUCGAUUGCGAGCACAACACCUUGCAGAAGAGCAGGUGAUCAUGUUCACUACACCCGCCUCGCCGAGAAAGUCGCUGGGCAUGCGUGUCGGUGGUAAUGAGGAUAUAUCACCAAAGGCCCGUGAUAAACAAAGAGCACAUUCCCCAGACCCAGAGGAGAAGAUACGGAGAGGGGUCAGGGACAUAUUAUCUCGGAGUAAGUUUAUACAUAGGAGACGUAACAUCCCACCUGUCGAUCAAGGUACGGGAGGCGAUAUCGAAGUUCCAUGCUUGGAACACGUCAACAACUUGAUCAGGUUUCGUACUGCAUAUCUGUUAGUGUCACCUCCGCUAGGCUUCGUUACGAAUUUGGCAACUAUGUCCUUUACUAUGUCCUUUUCAAAUCUCUGGGCGAAGAAGAAGAAAGGUGGGCCUGCCAAAAACCACGAAGUCGACAGGAAACGGGAAGAGGGUGAGGUUGAGGCCGAGGCGAAGCUCACCGCAAACCCCACUCUUGCUAUAUAUGGAGACCAAGAUAGUUUUCUAUCUAUGAAGAAAAUGCGCGAUUGGGCUACGCAGCUAAGCGGUGCUGAAGGAUCUCAGUUCCGCUACGUAGAGGUUUCAACCGCCGGACAUUUCUGGAUAGAACACGGCGUUGCACAUGAGCUUAGAGAGGCUGUUUACACCUUUUCAGCCAGACUCGUAAAGGGUUGAUGGAUGUCAGAUGUCUAGAAGAAGAGAUGGAUCUAUUACUUCCGAGGUCUAGACGUAGCGCCUUUAAUUUACCAGGGCUAUAAUUUCGGUUACUUUAGAUAUUAGACACGAUUAUAUUCUUGGUCGUACAGGCAUUCUUCGAAGUCAAAUUCUCGAUUCAUCAAUUCUUGUAGGACUUGUAAUACUUGUGGCUUAUAAAGAACAAAGUCUAGAUCGAGUCUUGCGGUCUUCUAAUUGCUUACAUUUACAUAAAAAGUGUUUGGUUUAUGUGCAAUGUACAAC
Molecule: messenger RNA, 1738 nt
Organism: Daldinia loculata
Lineage: Eukaryota; Fungi; Ascomycota; Sordariomycetes; Xylariales; Hypoxylaceae
Product: Alpha/Beta hydrolase protein
Exons: 2
Coding region: 242-1456 (404 amino acids)
Source: RefSeq, a predicted model, not a curated record